Leguminivora glycinivorella is the source of this 2743-nucleotide messenger RNA. RefSeq lists its product as uncharacterized. NCBI's taxonomy places the organism in Eukaryota, Metazoa, Arthropoda, Insecta, Lepidoptera, Tortricidae. The record is from RefSeq and is a predicted model, not a curated record. The transcript is spliced from 3 exons. Bases 256 to 1131 code for a protein of 291 amino acids.
UCGAGUGGAGGUUGCCUGUGCGCCGGUCUCGCACACGCGACUCGCCCCACGCCGGUGACACACGAUUCGAAACAAGUGCGAAUUCAAAUAGUGCCUUCCAAUUUUGAAUUUUGUGGUUUUUUUUUUAUUUUGAAGUGCUCGUGAUUUUCGGCCAGUGAUGAGUUUGAACUGUCAUUUGUUUCCUGAUAAAUAGAACCGUGUAUUUUGACGCGUGAAUAUGGACUUGCCUGAAGGAGCUACAUCAAUGCAUUGUUCAUGGAUGUCUUUUUAACUGGUUUUCCCAAAAAGCUUUUGGUAGCUGUAUGCGUAGUACUAGUAGUCACUAUGUGCCUCACGCCCGCCGAAGCCCGUCCGCACAAAACAAGACACAACAAAGAGGAAAGAUCAAAAAAUAAGCUAAUACCAAAAGAAGAAAGAAUAAAGUCAAAGAACGUACCCCUCCACACGAUGUUAGCGAGGAAAAUAAUAAAAAAACUUAAGAACACGAGAAGGUUCUUCGAAGACUCGCGACAAGAAGUCAGGGACUCAAUGGAGCACAGAUAUGGGAACCCGAAAUGGUUGCCGAAAGUCAAGUUCACCGAAAUACAUAAUCAUACUUACGAAGACUUGAAUAAUGGGAUGUCAAAGAAAAAAUUUGAAUACGUCAUCCCGAAGCUGUACAGAAGCUUAGUACAAUUCAAGUUGGUCUGGGAGCGCCUCGGCAACGUCACCAUCACUCAACUCGACAUCCAUUUCCAGCAGAACUACGCGAAAAAACGCGAAUCUGUCAUUCGUUCGACGCUCGACGAACUCAUCAAGCUCCUUACUGAAAUCGAAGAUGAUAUGGAUAAAGCAAAUAUCCCUAAACCACCCAUUAACGUUAAGAAAUUAAAUCUAGAAGAUUUACAAAAAAACAAUGUGGAAACCAGUCUCUGUCUUCGACAAGACAUGAUUGCUAUUAGAGCGUACGCCAAUACACUGAAGAAGUGGUAUUGGGAAUUGCGGUGUCCAGACGACUCUAAUCCAAAAUUGUCUGAACAAUGCAAAAAAGUUGAACAGGCACUGUUCAUGAAAAGAACUCCGCAGCGAAACGGCAAUUCUAGACGGCACAGGAGACAAAGAAGGCACAGGCAUUUUAGAUCAAUUCUGUAGUUGAAAUUAGAUACCUACUCUAUGUAGUUUUUAACCAAUUUAUUGCAUUUCAAUGAUUUGAAUUCAUCUAAAACUAGACAAACAUGUAUGUUACCUGCGAGUCGUGCCUCGCGACUUGUCCUUGUAAUUGAUUCAUGGAAAUCAUUGAGCAGGUUGAUUUUUCUAUUUAUCGGUUGAUAUUACAGAUUGUUAACCAAUGAUAAUUAAGUCACAGGACUUUUUUUUGUAAGUCAGACUUUAAGUAUUAUAGUUACGUAAUUUGAACUCUUAGCUAUUUAUUCCAUAACUUAAUGUAUAUAUUAUUUAUUAUUAGUUUAUAAUUUUAUGCUCUCUGUAACACCUUAAGCUUGUGUAAAAUUGUUGCCACAAAAUGUUUGACUGCCCAGUCGAGUUAUGGAAUACCUACUGAUAUAACUUCUUAAUGGUUUGAUAAAAUUUUAAGUAAGUAACAUUAUAAUCAGUAUUGUUCGCCAAUAUUUCGAAACAUGCAGCAACUAAUAAAUACAUUAUAAUGGUGAAAUGUAAGAAGUAACGGUUUUGUAAGUAUUGGGUACUUUCUCUGUGAUAUUUAGUAAUCCGAUGUAAGUAAUCUUAAUUUAUUUUAGGUUAAGCACUUUUAAUAAGUUCCUUUUCACCGACACUUUAAAUUUUUUAUCAUUAUUUCAAAUUCACUUCAAUAUUAACAUUUAAUUAUUUAUUAUCGUCCUAUUGUUUCAUAUUUUAAAAUGCCAUUGCCCUUGUUUUCUUUUUCUCGAUCAUUCAAUUUUUUUUAUGAAUCUUAUAUUUAUUUUUAUCGAUCCAAAAUCGAUAAUAGUAAAUUUGGUAAUCUUUAUAAGAACAAUAUACUUUUCUUGGUAAUAACAUCAUUUGUCAAAGAGUCACAAGAGACGGUUGAAAAAAGAAGCCAGUUAUUUCUUUGGUAAAUAAUAGUUCAAUAGUACCCACAGUAUUAAAUUAAUAUAUUUAUAUAUAUUUUGUAUAUGUUUCAUUGGUGAUAAGAUACCUACACAUUCCAAUUUUUUAAACAGAAUUUCAACAUAGUUGACAAAAUAUUAUGUAUAAUUUUUGUAUUGAUAAGACCGGUCAGUAUUAUUAUGGUCGCAACCAUUCUUAAUUCUCUCUCACUUAAUUACUAUUCUAAGAUUAUUUGCCUUUUCAUCCAAGAAAGACUUUUAAGUAAGUGAUUCUGCCUAUUUAUUGAUUUGCUGGAGUGAAUAAAGUACAAUUACUUUUGCUUAAAUUACAACUUUAUGCUAGAGUAGGUAUAUGAACGUUCCUGAAAACUUACUUAACUUAAAUAGGCUUGUUUGUUCGAUUUUCUAAGAUCAAGUAGUACACCAUAACAAACGUAUUGUGAACUUAAUCUUAGAAAACCGUUGCGAGUGUUAGCAAAAUAAUAGUUUUUAAUCACUUCAAAAACACAAAUAAUACCUAGUUAAUUAUAAACUCUAAUACUAUAGGUAUGUCCAUGUAAAUGUGCCGUUAGUUACGUAGUAAAUAGGUAAAUGAACUGACUAUUACGAAUAUUAUGUAAAUAAUAUUUUAUACGUUUCAUGCGAAAAUUGUUACCGCAUAUAAAAUGAAAGACGAAAAUAAAUUUAUUCUGAGGAUA